Molecule: messenger RNA, 715 nt
Organism: Mucor mucedo
Lineage: Eukaryota; Fungi; Mucoromycota; Mucoromycetes; Mucorales; Mucoraceae
Product: methylmalonic aciduria and homocystinuria type D protein
Exons: 3
Coding region: 16-606 (196 amino acids)
Biological process (GO): cobalamin metabolic process
Source: RefSeq, a predicted model, not a curated record
GCUGUUUUUGACAUCAUGGUGACCGGAAUCAGUCAAACCUCGGAAAUUGUACAGCCAGGCGUAGAAAAGUCAAAGCUUUCAACUUGCAUGAUAGCACCUGCCCUGUUUCAAUUCAAGGAUUCUACCUUUGAAUACUCCGUCUACAAACCUUCAUCGCGAUUCCUAAAGGAUUUCGACACUAUCUUUCCUAGUCUCAGUGCUAAAACGCGAGAGCAGCUACUAGUUAUACCCGUAGUUCAGAAGUGUGUGAAUGAUAUGGUAGGAUUUUCUGAAGUUGUCAAUAAAGAAAGAGACGUCAAACUGGAAUUGUUUGUCGAAUGGGGUAAACUAGUAGUAGACCGUAUUAAAUCAAUUGGAAUGUGGGCAGAAAUAAUGGAUCCAGCAUCUGGAUUCCCUGUCUUUGGUGAAAGUGGGCCAAGUCCAUAUCCUGAUGUCCAAGGCACACACAUGCUUGCCCCAAGAUUUGAUGUUCAAAAUGUUGGUUGUUGUCAUAUUUUAUUACAUCCAACAUGGUAUAGUUAUAUUUAUCCAUCAACCAUGUUUACCACUGCGCCAGCAGAUGUCUUUCAAAAAGUGAUUGAUGAGAUCAAUCAAAAAAAACUUUAAAUUGACAGGAUAAAUAGUUUUGCCAUAUAGCCAUAUUAUAUUUCACCCAAUUGAAACUCUGGUUGCUCAGAUUACAUCAUGAUGAUUUUACUGAAUAAAAAAAAUAAUA